Molecule: messenger RNA, 1345 nt
Organism: Oryza sativa Japonica Group (Japanese rice)
Lineage: Eukaryota; Viridiplantae; Streptophyta; Magnoliopsida; Poales; Poaceae
Source: RefSeq, a predicted model, not a curated record
AGAUGGGCAGCUCUUUCAAGAACAGCAUCGCGCAACUAUAUCUUGAUAGUAUUGUUUAUUUUCUGUUUUUCCAAUUCCACUUGAAUUGUGUUCUGCGCCGCCCAUGCAUUUAUGCGUAAUAAUGUGUUGCAAGCAUCAAUCAGCUAUAUAUGUUGCACCCUUUAUAUAUAUGCAGAUCCUAAAAUAGUAGCAUUCCGUUCAAAAAAAAAAUAGUAGCAUCAGUGUAUUUUAGGUAUCUGUACGCACAAUAUAUGGAUCUCUUGUUAGCUCGGACUUGAUUUUUAAUCCUUUUAAGAUGAGAUAAAAAUAUUGUUAUGAUCUGCAUACAUACAAGAAAGAAAUGGAUCAACUACGAUAUUAUUAUUGCCUGUUGAUUGGAUCUUUAAUUAAUCACCGGAUAAAAAAAAAGAUCGAUCUGUGAGAUGCUCUGCUUCCAGAGGCGCGACGAGGCCCUGUCCAUGUAUGAGUAUGAAUGUAUGAUGAGGAGGAGAAGCAAAAGGGUGGCCGUGGCUGCGGCGCAGGAGGACGGUCACGUGUCAGAAUCGGAUUUACUUUUUGCUAAUCCAAUUCAGAGUCGAUGAUCGAUCCAUCGACAUAUACGUACGUACACAAGAAAAUCGAGACAUAUCGAUCGAGUCGAGUGUGUGUGCAGUGCAUUGGCAGGCAUGGACGCGGAGGAUAUCGUGGACUGUCUCAUGUGGGGCAUCAUCUUUUUCUUCCUCCUCGCCUGCAUCGGCGUGGCCCUCUGCUUCCUCGCCCUCACCAUCGCCACGGUGGUCGGACUCAUCCGCCGCCGCAACGACGACGCCAAUAACAAGUACGACAUGCUGAUCGAGAGGCUGCUGCUACGACCUAAAGACGACCAAGACAACGAGCAGUGCGUCAUCUGUCUGUCGGAGAGCGAGGAUGAUGUCGACGACGGCGGCGGCGAGCGGGGGAGAUGGAGGAUGCUGCCGGGGUGCGCGCACGCGUUUCACAAGGAUUGCGUCGUCAAGUGGCUGCGCAACCGCACAACAUGCCCGCUCUGCCGUUCUGACGUCGCCGUCGCCGCCGCAGAUGACAUUAUUAGCACCGCAGAUAACAUGGUCUGACGCUAUCUCAGAUUUCACUAACUCUAUCCUACCACCGCCUCAAAAUAAAUCAAACUAGAAGAGUAGAUUUAUCUUAUCCAAUCAUAUUUUGAUUUAUUUUGGAACGGAGAGAGAAGUACUAACUCAUUUGAUUGAGAGCAUAUAUAUAUAUAUAUAUAUGCACCUGACCUUUAUACAUAUGUGCAGUCAGUGCUUAUGCAUACCGCUAGUAUUUUUAUACAAGUAUAUUUUGAGAUGUAUAAUUGACAGAUGAA